CCGAGAGCUACAGCUGACCAGACGUCCAUCUGCAGGAAGAUGUAGGCGGUUAGGAUUCCCGCUGCACGCUCGCGGGAGUGAUGUCAACGCGCGGUUGCUCGGUGUAACUAUAUAUUUUCUUUCAAAAUGCCGACUAUAUCGCGAUUUCAGAAAUGGGCUGUAGGACUGGGAGCGAUGGGCGGUGCAAUAUUAUAUUAUUACAACACGUACAGCGACAACGAUGUCCUGCGAGUCUACAAUUCGUGGACGACAAAUUACACACCCUCGGUGAAGUGGGAUCACAAUUGGGACAGGAGGGAUCCAAAGAGCUUGGUGAAACCGAUGGAGAUACGUGAUGAGAACGAUCAGAAUAAAUAUAAUGAAAAAUUCGAGGCAAAAAGAGCAAGGGCUGUGCGACAUUUACUUCUGGUCCGCCACGGACAGUAUCAUACAGACCGGAAAACAGAUGCUGAAAAAGUGCUGACUGAACUUGGUAGGAAGCAAGCUGAAGCAACAGGAAAAAGACUGGCGGAAUUACACCUACCUUAUUCGUUAAUAGUGAGGUCUACAAUGACUCGUGCUCUGGAAACCUCGAGAAUUAUAGAAAAGAGUUUGAUAGAUGUGCCAGUUGUCGAUGAUCCUUUGCUGAUCGAAGGUGCACCUAUACCCCCAGAACCGCCUAUCGGUCAUUGGCGGUCUGAAAAACAUUUUUUCCAGGAUGGGCCCAGAAUAGAAGCAGCAUUUAGAAAAUACUUUCAUCGCGCGGAUCCUAGUCAGGAACAAGACUCGUACACUAUUCUUGUAUGUCACGCUAACGUUAUCAGAUAUUUCGUUUGUCGAGCCCUACAGUUUCCGCCCGAAGCAUGGCUACGAAUAUGUUUGAAACAUGCAAGCAUCACUUGGCUCUGCAUCCUUCCCAGUGGGAGAGUUACGUUGCUCUGUUUAGGUGAUGCAGGACACAUGUUGCCAGAAAAUCUAACGUCUAGUUAAAAAUAUGUACUUUAUAUGAUGGAAUAUUACUGAUCGUCGAUAAGCAUAUCUAUAUAAAAUUGACUUUAAAAAAAAACGUACAAAUUAAAUUACACCAUUAGUUUGUCAGAUUCCUUUUUCAUGUUAAUUAUGUACAAUUGCAUAAAUGUGAAUGUGGAAUCUUUUCGGAAAAA
This is a messenger RNA of Ooceraea biroi (clonal raider ant), 1142 nucleotides long. RefSeq names its product Phosphoglycerate mutase 5. Lineage: Eukaryota; Metazoa; Arthropoda; Insecta; Hymenoptera; Formicidae. Gene Ontology annotation, molecular function: protein serine/threonine phosphatase activity. Gene Ontology annotation, cellular component: mitochondrion. Gene Ontology annotation, biological process: peptidyl-threonine dephosphorylation; positive regulation of mitochondrial fission. The record is from RefSeq and is a predicted model, not a curated record.